AUGCGUCGUCGAUCACUGGUUGCCAUGAACAUUCAGCCUAGAGAAUCUCCGAUGUGAGUUUUUUUUUCCUUGAGUAGUUGUUCUGAAAAGUUCGAUGGUUGCGAAUCAAUCAUCCAGGUGUCUUAAGCGGUAGACCCGUGUUGAACCUGUGGUUUUUUGAGUAAACUUUUGAGUUUCAAUUGUGCUAAAAACGGAAAAACAACAAGUGUAAGAAAAAAAUUGAUCCAGCUGUGUUUAUAUCGAAAAUAUGAGACCCACCUGUAAUGAAUAGGUUCCUCAGCUAAGGUAAAACAUGCCAAAAGUUCUUUCAACUGUGCUUAUACGAUUUUAAUACGGGUGGACCCACGGAGACCCUGUUUUAGCCCGGCCUGGUCUACCCACACCAGUGAGAGUGAUUUUCAACAAAAGUCGAGCAAAGAAAAUGAAUUUUUUUCUACAAAUAAGUUGGUUUUUUCAACCUGAUAGCAGUUCUUUAUCAGCUCAAAUUUUGAUUUACCGUAGUUUUCGUUUAAAAAAAAGAUAAAAUUUUUUGAGAAUACAGAUCUUUUUUUAUUACCUAUGUUUGUUUUUUUUUCAAACCAUUUAGCAUAUACUCUUGUCAUAACGAUUCCCAGAGUUCCCGUCGCAAAAGAAAGAACGGAAGCGGUCCGCCUACCAGUUACACUGGAAGCCGAUGAGCCGACGAUGACCAAGGCUGAAAAAGAGCCGCCGCCACUGCUCGAAGCGCCGUCCGAAGGAUCCUCCAACAGAACUUUUCGGAUAAUCGACAAGGCUGAAGAGAUCAGACCUGCUAAGUCUUUGCUUCCCAUCUUUGGAAAAAGGUUUCGGAUUGACUUUGAUCUUAAAUUAUUUUUCAAGUCUUCCAGUGAGCCCUCAUCUUCCAUUACGACCUGGCUGAGGAACAAAAUGGAGAAGGAACGGGCCGUUAAGGAAUCUGCGCGGAAAGCAGAAGCCGCCAAGAAAGAAGCAGAGGUAGUUUUUUAUAAAUAUGUGAAACUUGUAACGGUUCAGUCGCGUUUGAAAUGGCUUGAAGCAUCGCGGUUUGAAUUAGGUUCUCAGUUCCUUGAAACUUACCUUACGCAGCCGUUAAGAGUCAAGCUAUUCUAAAUGGAAUCCCUGACUAAAGCGAAAAUUUGAAUUUCAGGAAGAAAGGCGAAAAAAUGCGGCCAGACUCUUCGAAAGAUGGAAAGCCGAACAUGACGAAGAGGCUAAAAGGAAGCUACAAAUCGAAAAACAACGCCUUAAGGAGAAAAAACAGCGCGAAAGUCAGGAAAAGAAAAGCCGACAAGAUGAAGCUCAGAAGGUGACAAAGUUCGAAAAAAGUUUUAAAGCUUUUCUUAAGAUGUUUGAAGUCUGGAAGCGAGAGCGGUCAAAAUCGAUGACUGAGAUCCAUAGAAAAGAAGUAGAUAAAGAGAAAAAGAAGAAAGAAGAGGCGGAAAAGCAGAAGCAACAGCGGAGAGAAGAGGCCGAUGCGGCCUUCAGAGCAUGGUUUUUCCAUCAAAAAAAAAUUCGGAUUAAAUUUUCUCUCUUCAGGGUAGCCAAAAAGAAGAAGGGACAACGGGCCGCCAGUUCUGAUCCGAAAAAGAAAGAUGAAGAGGAUAAAAUCAAAGAUUUCCGUCAAAUGAUGGCACAAGAGGCUUAUGAAGCGUGGCUGGAGAUGAAGGUGAGAAAAUUUCAUUAACUAGAAUAACUCUGAAUUUUCGCGUGAUUCCGUAGGAAAAUGCUCAAAGAAUUUUUUUCCCAGCGAAACCUGAGCGCGCUUUUGUUGAAUUUUGAUGAAAGCAUUUGGCAGAAGAACUUGAAAAAAAAGAGAUUUUUGAUCAAUGAUUAUGAAGAACAUGAAGUGAAAAGAAAAAGACCUGGAGUCAGAUAAUUUUCAUGAAGUAAGUCCAGUUUUAGUUAUUUUUCAAAGUACUCGAUUCAUGCGGUUUAUUUUUAUCAUUCGAUUUUUUUUCCUGAGAACAGGAUAUACAUAGUAUUUUUAAAUUAUUAAAUAUGUAAUAAGCCUAGUUUUAGCAUCAAUAUUCAUUCUUGAGAAAACGAAUGUCCCUUCAAAAAAAUUCUAUCAACAGAUGCACGAGAGAGACAUCGAAGCGACAUUGAAGCCACUCGAAGGACCUAUAGUUCCAUGGAUACCCCCAAACAAUACGGUUCCAAGGCGAUUCGUUGGAUCCGCUCAAAGAAGGUGAUUUGAAAAAUAAAUAUUCGAUGCCUGAAAGUGGGGUUGCAAAAAUCUAAAUUCGCCAGGUUUCACAGUUUUCUGAUGAGCUACUCAAAUUACCUUCCUUUCAAAAUCAACACUUUUAAUUCAGAAGAGCGCAGAAAAGUCACAUGCAACGGUCGCAGUCGGCAAAAGCUCGGCCCCGAACCAAUCCACCAUUAAGAUAG
Caenorhabditis auriculariae is the source of this 2388-nucleotide messenger RNA. The record is from the annotation of a GenBank genome assembly. Lineage: Eukaryota; Metazoa; Nematoda; Chromadorea; Rhabditida; Rhabditidae.